GACUGGAUGACAAACCGAGACGACAUUAUGACUUCUAGGGAAUCGAUGACUGGUCCUGAUGGUGCGAGUGGGAGUAAUGUGACUCUAGAAUACACACUCCGAGUGGCAUGUCUUCAAUCACAUAUCGACCAGCGGGCUCUUCAACCCAAAGAGCCCGAAAAACCCAUAACGCCCAUGACCACACCCUCUCGACGGAGUAAUGAAGGAUCCACAAGCUUUUUCGCCUUUGACCUGGGGAGUCUGAUGGGGAGAGACUCUUCGAAGAGCCCCAAAUACCCAGAGAAACUAUUGAAGAUUAUGGAUGCUUCGCUCAAAAGAACUGCUAUGGGUCAAGAGCCAAAAUUCUCGGACAACAGGUUUCGUCGUUCUGCCGCAUCGUUUUGGGGAUCCGUCUGGGCCGACAAAACCUUUCAACGUCAACAACGAGAAUCUAGAAAGAUUGAAGAUCUCAUUCUCGCUUUUGUCACCGCCUGCACUAAAGUGUUGAAGAAGGAUGAAGAGCUAGCUGAUGGGGCUUGGAAGUUUGAACUCAACACACAAAUAUCUCUCUUCCUUGAGCUCGUCUCGGACUCCCUCGCUUCCACCGGACAAACAUCUCCAGAACUCGCCAGUAGAAUAGAAAGUUACAGAGCGAGGCUAAAGCCCGAGCCCGAAAGAGUCAGCAGUGACAGGGGUCAUGGAGAAAGCGACGUCAUCAGCGUCAAGAGCUCUAGGAAAGGUAAAGAGAAAGAAGAUGAUAUAAGGG
Tremella mesenterica DSM 1558 is the source of this 745-nucleotide messenger RNA. RefSeq lists its product as uncharacterized. The record is from RefSeq and is a predicted model, not a curated record. The transcript has 4 exons. The annotation marks the transcript as partial. NCBI's taxonomy places the organism in Eukaryota, Fungi, Basidiomycota, Tremellomycetes, Tremellales, Tremellaceae.